Messenger RNA from Oreochromis aureus, 1134 nucleotides. Its product is annotated as kinesin-like protein KIF23. The transcript is spliced from 3 exons. Lineage: Eukaryota; Metazoa; Chordata; Actinopteri; Cichliformes; Cichlidae. Bases 452 to 952 code for a protein of 166 amino acids. The record is from RefSeq and is a predicted model, not a curated record.
AUGAAUAGCUGCAGGGCAGGAUGGCUGUGUCUGGAUCGGCAAAUAAAGGCUUUCUUGACUUGACUUGACUUCAGAUGCAGACUAAAGGGACACAAAGCCAGGAAGUGUCAGCACAAGAAGUGGUGUAGCGAGUGUAAAAGCACCACCCAUUGGGACUCAACCUGCAGACGGAAACGGCGGCAGGACAACGCACGAAAAGUUUCCGAGGAGUCGGGCAGUAAAGACUACGCAUUCCGAAUAAGCAGCGAGGAUGCAGAGUUCCAGUCAGAGCAUGGCGUCAACAAAAAGGGUCUGAUGGUGGACACAGGGGCAACUUGGCAUAUUGUUACAGAUAUGCGAAGUUCAGAAAAUUCGACGACAGUUUCCAGCCCAAGACACACUACGUAGAGUUGACUGACGGCACUAAGUGAUCAGAGUUGCAGAGCAAAGAGGGGAGGCAGAGUUUUGCUUGAUGGACAGCAGGGGGCAGUUCCACAAAACAACCUUGAAACAGGCACUGUACAUCCCCUCAUACCCACAAGACAUCUUCUCUGUGAAAGCAGCUACCUCCAAUAGAGCAACUGUGAUCUUCAAGCAAGGAAAAGACACCCUGCGACACAAAGAAGGCACAAAGUUCCCAAUAUAUGAAUACAACAGACUGUACUACCUGCAAACAGUAAACACUGAAGGUGUACUGCCCCUUGGAUCAGAGGAUGAGGAAUGCUGUGUUGAGAUGAUCAGCAGCACCACCAUUCAGCUGCAUGCUCCUGAUGGCCUUAAAGCUAACCGAAAUGGGGAAUACAAGGAGACACAGUACUCCUUUAAGAAAGUAUUCGGUAUUAACACCACUCAGUUGGAGUUGUUUGAGGAUGUUGCCAAGCCGCUGGUAGAGGAUCUAAUUCACUGUAAAAAUGGUAAGUCACUUGACAUGUGUAAUGUGUACUUUGAAGACUUGCCAAAAGAUUACUGCUAGUUUGCCGAGAAAACCAGCACGGCAGGUGUUCAAACCAGAUGAUAAAAAUGGCAUGGAGAUCCAGAGUUUGUUUGGGGAUUUAUUAGGACAAUGGGAACAUUAUAAUCUCGAUAUUUUACAGCAUAAUACGAAGAAUAUCUAUAAUAAAAUUAAUUUCCUAAUUCAAUAUGCAUGCAGACAAA